Arabidopsis arenosa is the source of this 3488-nucleotide messenger RNA. NCBI's taxonomy places the organism in Eukaryota, Viridiplantae, Streptophyta, Magnoliopsida, Brassicales, Brassicaceae. The record is from the annotation of a GenBank genome assembly.
CUCUCGCGACGGAUCUUCUACUUAGGUCUCUCUCUUCUUCACCUUUUCCUCACUUUUUCAAAAUCAGUAGAUUUAGGAAUUUCAGAAUUUGAGCGAAAUUUAAAGUAGACGACGAAUCGUCUGAAUUCGAAUUUCAAGUAAAAUUUGCAGAGAUGAUGAGGAUGUUCAGUAGAGGAGGGAAGGAUUCACCGUCUGAUUCAGCUUCUCCGUCACCGAGAUCAUACCCUUCGACGUCUCCGGCAUCUUCGUCUGCAGUGACGGGACCACCGAGACCGAUUCGUUUAGUUUAUUGUGAUGAGAAAGGGAAGUUUCGUAUGGACCCUGAAGCUGUUGCUACUUUGCAACUCGUUAAGGAACCAAUUGGUGUUGUUUCUGUUUGUGGUAGGGCUCGUCAAGGAAAGAGCUUUAUUUUGAAUCAGCUUCUUGGACGCAGUAAUGGGUUUCAAGUGGCAUCAACACACAAGCCGUGUACCAAGGGGCUUUGGUUGUGGAGUUCUCCUAUAAAAAGAACAGCUCUUGACGGCAGCGAAUACAAUCUUUUGUUGUUAGAUAGUGAAGGAAUUGAUGCUUACGACCAAACUGGUACCUAUAGCACUCAAAUAUUCUCAUUAGCUGUUCUUUUGUCAAGCAUGUUCGUAUACAAUCAGAUGGGAGGCAUUGACGAAGCUUCACUGGAUCGCCUUUCUCUUGUCACUCAAAUGACAAAGCAUAUCCGUGUAAAAGCUUCUGGAGGAACGAGCUCACGUUCGGAACUUGGGCAAUUUUCUCCCAUCUUUGUCUGGCUGUUGAGGGACUUUUAUUUGGAUCUAGUGGAAGAUAAUCGGAAGAUUAGCCCACGUGACUAUUUAGAGAUUGCCUUAAGGCCAGUUCAAGGUACUGGAGGAGAUAUUGGUGCUAAAAACGAGAUCCGAGAUUCAAUCCGUGCUCUUUUUCCGGACAGAGAGUGCUUUACCCUUGUAAGGCCUCUGAACAAUGAAAAGGACCUGCAGAGACUUGAUCAAAUUUCGUUGGAAAAAUUGAGACCUGAAUUUGGUGCUGGCCUGGAUGCAUUUACCAAGUUUGUUUUUGAGAAGACGAGGCCCAAGCAAUUAGGGGGUACUGUGAUGACUGGCCCUAUUCUUGUCGGUAUUACACAGUCAUAUCUGGAUGCUUUGAAUAAUGGUGCCGUGCCAACAAUAACCUCAUCUUGGCAGAGUGUCGAAGAAACUGAGUGUCGAAGAGCAUAUGAUUCUGGUGUAGAAGCCUAUAUGGCUGCCUUUGACCAAUCAAAAGCUCCUGAAGAAGGUGCACUGAGGGAAGAACAUGAAGAAGCAGUUCGAAAAGCCUUGGCUAUGUUUAACUCUAAUGCUGUAGGGGCUGGUUCAGCAAGAAAAAAAUUCGAGGAUCUUCUCCACAAGGACUUGAAGAAAAAAUUUGAGGAUUACAAGAAGAACGCUUUUAUGGAGGCAGAUUUGCGAUGUACGAGUACUAUCCAGCGCAUGGAAAAGCAGCUUAGAGCAGCUUGCCAUGCCUCUAACGCAAAUAUGGAUAAUGUUGUCAAGGUUCUAGAAGCUCGUUUGGCAGAGUAUGAGGCAUCAUGCCAUGGCCCGGGGAAAUGGCAGAAACUUUCUGUGUUUUUGCAGCAAAGCUUGGAAGGACCUAUAUAUGAUCUCACCAAAAGGCUUAUAGAUAGCAUCGCUAUAGAGAAGAAUUCCCUUGCAAUGAAAUUCCGUUCUGUUGAAGAUGCGAUGAAACAUUUAAAACAGCAGUUGGAUGAUAGUGAGAGAUACAAGUUGGAAUACCAGAAACGUUAUGAUGAAUCCAACAAUGACAAGAAGAAGCUGGAAGAUAUAUACAGAGAGCGCAUAACUAAACUACAGGGGGAGAAUAGUUCGCUGAACGAGCGAUGUUCUACGUUGGUUAAAACCGUGGAAUCUAAAAAAGAAGAAAUCAAAGAAUGGAAAAGAAGUUAUGACCAGAUUGUUUUGAAGCAGAAAGGUGUUCAAGAUCAGCUUAGUUCUGAAAUGGAAGUCCUUAGGACAAGAAGUACUACUUCUGAAGCUAGGGUUGCUGCAGCUAGAGAACAAGCCAAAUCUGCUGAAGAAGAGACUAAGGAAUGGAAAAGGAAGUAUGAUUAUGCGGUGGGAGAGGCUAGAUCUGCUCUUCAAAAGGCUGCUUCAGUGCAAGAACGUUCAGGCAAGGAAACACAGUUGAGGGAAGAUGCUCUUAGAGAGGAAUUUAGUAUCACUUUAGCUAAGAAGGAUGAAGAAAUUAAGGAGCAGGCUACAAAACUUGAGAAGGCGGAGCAGUCUCUAACUGUUCUAAGUUCAGAUUUGAAGGUGGCUGAGUCAAAACUUGAAAGCUUUGACGUAGAGUUAGCAUCACUGAGAUUAAAAUUAAGUGAAAUGACUGAUAAGUUGGACAGUGCCAACAAAAAGGCUCUAACAUAUGAAAAGGAGGCUAAUAAGUUGGAGCAGGAGAAAAUCCGUAUGGAACAAAAGUAUCGAUCUGAGUUUCAACGCUUCGAUGAAGUCAAAGAGAGAUGUAAGGCAGCCGAAAUAGAAGCUAAACGCGCUACUGAACUGGCAGACAAAGCUCGAACUGAUGCUGUCACUUCGCAAAAGGAGAAAAGUGAGAGUCAGAGGUUGGCGAUGGAAAGACUUGCUCAGAUCGAACGAGCUGAGAGGCAAGUCGAAAACUUAGAGAGACAGAAGACUGACUUGGAGGAUGAAUUGCACAGACUUCGUGUGUCUGAGAUGGAGGCUGUCUCCAAAGUUACAAUCUUAGAAGCAAGAGUCGAAGAACGAGAGAAAGAAAUCGGGUCAUUGAUAAAGGAAACCAAUGAACAGAGGGCUCAUAACGUGAAGUCACUUGAAAAGCUGUUGGAUGAAGAGCGUAAGGCUCAUAUAGCUGCAAAUCGAAGAGCUGAAGCUCUUUCUCUUGAGCUGCAAGCUGCACAGGCACACGUUGAUAAUCUUCAGCAAGAAUUAGCUCAAGCUAGGUUAAAAGAAACCGCACUUGACAACAAAAUCAGAGCUGCGAGUUCCUCACAUGGGAAGCGGAGUAGAUUUGAAGAUGUCGAUAUGGACAUUGGAGAUGCAGGUGAUAGAGUCUUGAGGACUAAUAAACGAGCUCGAAGCACGAGAGGAGAUGAUCACGGUCCUACUGACGAAGGCGAUGAGGACUUUAGCCAUCAAGACAAUGGCGAGGAGGAAGAAGAAGAAGAUUACAGGAAGCUUACUGUGCAGAAUCUAAAGCAUGAGCUGACCAAGUAUGAUUGUGGACAUUUGUUAUUGAACAGAGGCCAUCAAAACAAGAAAGAGAUUCUUGCUUUGUAUGAAGCUCAUGUUCUUCCAAAGAAAGCUUUAGUGAAAGAGGAAGAGAGAAAGAGACAGAGAGAAGUCACUUCGUCUUAGAGGACAAGACUCUGUACAGAGUAAGGAUGAGAUAAACAUGUUUUAAUCUCAAAAGUCUCGAUCUUUAGAGAUUAGUAAAGAGUUGGAUUUAGU